CAAAAAGUUUUCAGGAAGUCUGGGGGAGGGGCGAUGCUGUUUCUUUUUUGUUAUAAUGGGCCCCUUUGUGGAGAUGGAGGAGGAGAAGCGCUCUGUGUGCCGGCGAGGCGCAGGCUCCCCGCUGCCUGCCAAGGUAACUCGCCAGGGCUCCUAAAAGCGGCGGGGCCCCGCGGUGCGGGGAAGGGAGUGGGUGCUGCGGCAUGGAGCUGAUGGUGCUGCUCAAUGCCCUGGUCACUCGCCUGCUCUUCGUGUUGCACUCGCUCAUCGGGGUUUGGAGAGUGACCGCCGUGAAGAAGGAACCCAAGUACUGGCUGCUGGCACUGCUCAAUCUUCUCCUGUGCCUGGAGACAGGGCUCACCCUCAAGUUUAAGCAAGGCAGAGGCUACAAAUGGUUUUCACCAGCAAUAUUUUUAUAUCUGAUUUGCAUAGUACCAUCACUAUGGCUACUAGAAAUUCAUCAUGGGACUCAGUACUGUGGCAAUGAGCCUGGGGCUGUUCAGGUCAAUGUCAGCAAUCAAGACUUCAAUCAAUCCAGAGAGAGCAUUCAUGGAAGUGAGGGAACAGAUCAUCACAUCAUUCAGACGGCUAAAGUCUUUGUAAAUCAGCUCUCCACAAUCUGUGAGACUGUAUGGACACUGGCCCUCCACCAGACUUUUCUACUGCUGCUAGUAGUUGGGAGAUGGCUUCUCCCCAUCGGAGUUGAAAUCACCCGGGAUCAAUUGUCUCAGCUGCUUCUCAUGUUUGUGGGAACAGCAGCAGAUAUACUUGAAUUUGCUAGUGAGACCUUGGACAUUGAGGAUGUUCGGAAGAAUUACGCUCUCAUAAACGCAAUUCUUGCUGUAUGGACCUGGAGUAUGUUACAGUUUCCACUUGAUCUUGCAGUACAGCAUAUUGGCUGCAAACCAAGCACAUCGGCCAGGCGGAUCCCCAGCCUGCUGCUGUGCAGGUACAGUGCGGAACUCUGGAACAUUGGCGUCAGCCUUUUUAUACAGGAUGGCCCCUUCUUCAUUGUGCGUUCAAUUCUCAUGGGCCACUUCAGAAUAUUCAAUCAGAUGCUGGUGUUUUUUACAGCUAAGAAUAUCUUAGUUGUGACUCUGCAGCUGUAUCGGCUGGCAGUGAUAACCUUAGACUUCCGUACCACCGUUCUGCAGAAGAGCAGGAAAGGAGAAGUCUGUUGCUGCCCAUGUGAGCCUUAUGAAGCUCGUGCUCAUGCUACUGGUCGCCAAGAGAAUGAAAUGAAAGAGUUUGUUGCUGUUCCUCCAAAAGAGGAAUCCCAAGCUCCAUCAGAAGAUCACUGAGCAGUUACUGACUUGGAAGAAGUUGCAUUUCCCACAGCUUCUUCAGAAGGGCUUUGUCAGUUUCUGUGAUCAAAUACAUCUUGAGUGCCUAAGUCAUCUUUUCCAUCAAGAGAACAUUCAUUUCUUCUAAAUUGUAGGGGAACUUUUCUCAAGCAAAUUCUUAGCAAUGGGACCUUUUUAAAAUCCAUUUGUAUGGUGGGUUUUGACUAGUUCCAUAUUAUAUCAUUCACAGGGAUUUUGUAGCCAUAGUUUGUAGUAUCAAGAAAGGCUGGGAGCACUAACAAGAUUGGUUGUUACCAUUGGUGGCACUGUGCUGACCUAUGUACUUGCAUGAAUUCAAGUGGAAGGACAAGCCUGUCCUUCAUAGGAAGCACAAAAGCAUUGAGCUCUACUAGAAUGGUAGGGCUAUGACUACAGGGUGAUGAACAAUAUAUUUGCCAUGUACAGAAGGAGCUUCAGCAGCAACUGUGCAGGCAUGUUAGUGCUGUUACUGUCACAUGAGAACAUUGUUCAUUCCAGGAAUAUAAGGAAACCUUCAGAUGUUACCUCAUCUUUGGCUGGAUUCAGUUAAGAACUAUGCAACACCAUGAAACUACAUACAAAAGACUCUUAUGACCUGCCUGGUCUGAAUAACCUAAACCUUAACAAAAAGAAAAAUCUGUCUCCCAAAUCACUAGAAGCCAACUGCAUUUGCUACAGGCAUUUUCUACAGAGUUGCUUGCCUUUCUGUUUCUACCAGUUAGAACAUACACACAACACACAUGGACAAAACCUCACCAAAAUAUUUGUAAAUACUUUUUUCUUCUUGAUUUUACAGUUGAGACAGUUUUUUAAAUGUCUCCAUUUUGUAUGAUUUUUAAGAGUGGCCUGACCCAGACAUAGCCUCUCUCUAGAAAGAAGAUGGCACUGCUGCUGAAGGCAAUCUAAGCCAAAGGAUUCAGGCAUGCACUUCAUGUUUCAUAAAGCACCACAAGGUCCCAUGAAAUAACCUGAGAGAUUGUCUGGUCUGGUGAGUAUCAAGAUCCAAUUUUAAGAAAUGGCUAAUAAUUAAGACUCUACUACUUUCACAUUUGGAGUGAACAAUAUGGGCCCCAAUUUCUCCCAAGAGCACAUUUGAGAUCAGUGUAAGAUCAUUUCCUCAAUUUAGCUUAGAGAAGCUGAAGGUAAGAUAAGUGACUUUUGAAAGUCUGCCUAAAAACUGUAUUUUCACAGGAAAUGGCAGGUGCUUUUACAGAUUUCUGCAUCCAUUCUGAAAGAAAGCAGAAAAGCGUAUAGAGUGACCUAAUUAAGGUAAUUUUCCAUAUUAAAACACCAAAUUAAGCCUUAUUUUCUAAAGCCUCAGCUAUCUGAAAACCAGGGUCUGGUUUCAGGAAUGAAUGGAAGUGUUUCUGCCAUCAUUGUAGCAGUCAUAUACUUAUAUAACCACAGCCUGAUAAACAAUGAUACAUUUAUUCUUUGAAAGAGGAACCCGUUUAAAAAGCCCAAACACCAAAGAUGUGAACAUGUGUUUAUACUUGUGAGUUCUUACUGUUCUGUGCAGGAUAAGACCCUUCCAUUAAGAAGGAAGAAAAUGCACAGCCACAAGGAAGUAUCACAUGCUUCAUAGCCCUGUCUACCAUUUAUAUAGUAGUAAUAAUGUGCAACACCUCCUUCUCUGCUUAUUUUCAGCCUUUUUCCAGCAACAGUUUUAAAAAGUCAAUCCCUACUUGCCAUGGUGUUGUGAGGUAGACAUAUGGAAAAUGGAAUGUAGCUUCAUUUUGGAUUUUAAUUCAAGUCUAGAGGUAAAAAAGUGACAGUUCUGAUGAUGAUCUGUGCUGUCUAAAACCUUUCACACUGGGAUGAAUUUAGAAUCACUUGGUAGAACCAUAAGACAGCUCUUCCUUGUGGAUGCAAGCCGGAACUACUCAUAUUCAUUUUGAGUUUACCACUUGCUGAUAUAGUAAUUAUCCUGUUAAAAGGAUCACUGCUAAUUAAUUUGGAGUGUACUGAGCUUGCUAGAACAUUCUAAAUUCAUCAGCACAAAAAUUGCAAGGAUGUACUUUUUUAAAACUUGCUAUUUCAAAUCCUCAUUCAGCAGCAAACUGCCUACUAGACUCAGCCUGCAGCAAAUGCAAGAUCCCCUGGGGUCAGCAGUACAGAGACUGGUUACAGCAGGAAUAUUUCACAGCAAACUCUAUUUCCUGGUCUUCAGGCUGUUCAAUUUUAAACAGCAGUAAAGCUUCUAAUCACAUUUAUGGUGCUAAGAACUCACUCCAGUGUUAGGUGUUUACAAGAUCCCAUCCUCAUUCACUCACAGACGAUAUAGGCCAGAUCCUCUUCACAUUUACAAUAAAGUAGAUUUGGACUUCCUUUUUUUCCUCCCCACUAUUGCAGUGAUGGCAAUCAGAUUGCUUAAAACCAAAAGAAAAUCGAGACUAACAAAGCAGUAUUAUAAAUUCCCACUUGGGUACAGAAAGGAAUCACACCAGAUAGCAGCAGGAGUGACAUGCAGCUCCCUCUGCUUCACUGAGAAGCCUGGAAAUGGCAAUUAUAAAGUCUAGUAACUUGUAUGUUUUGGGCAGAGCAGCAAACCCCCGUUGCAAGCCCUUCUCGGUUUCCUGUUGCAAAUGUUUGGAGCAGGACUGCAGCUUUGUGUUUUGCAGCAGGCUGUUGGAGGCAGCUGAAGCAGCAGCUGGCUGUGGGGAGCCCUGGUGCCAUCCCACAGCCUUCCAGAACUCUGCACAAGGCAAGGGGUAGACUGGAUUCACCUGAAGAUCUGCCAGAAUCUGUGGUGUACCCAAAGAUGUCAUGCUUGCUCUGCAGGAAAAGCUGCAGUAAACCUUCAAAUGGGGAAAAUUCAAGCCUCCAAAAUGGAAGAACUUCAGAUCAUUUAUCUUAAACGUUAUUUACUCAAGUCAGGAGAACACAUUAAUAAAUCUGUUCUGCAAAUAGAUACCUGACCAUUUACUGUUAUUUAUUCUGGUUGUUCCUGCCUUGUUCUUCUAAAUUAUUCCAUAUUAAACCUCACUAAAAUGUUUUACCACUUGUCUUUUCCUGAGCUAAAAUGUAUUCCUCCUUUCUUUUGGACAUUGGCUUAAAUAAGAUCAUAGCCCUAAGCAGGAAAAACAACAAACAACAGCGAUGAUUUUAUUGCAUUCCUGUUGGUAUUUGUACUGUACUAUGUUCUCUGUGACCAUGUGGAAAUGGAAGAAAAUGUGCAAUUACUUUAAAAAAAUUCCAACAGCAUUUUGCAAAUAAAAGGCAGUUACCUCAGGCAUAGCUGCCAAUUUAUUAUGUGAGAGCUGACUGUUAUAUGUUCCUAUUAAUUAUAUCUUCCACAUGCUGCUUUUCCUUUCCAUGCUUCGUAAGUUAAUUACUUAGGCCAGAUUCUGACUGCUGCUAUUGCUUUGAAAACCCACAAGCAACUGCAGCUAAUUUCACUCUGUUCUGGAUAGGUUCUUUAUUCAGAACCUUUGCCUCCAAGUAUUCAAGUCACACUGCAAUCCCCGAGAGGAUGUGUUCAAUAUCUGGACACAGGAGGCAUUUUAAAUACACACACAAAUACAUACGUGCAUUAAGAUACCCUCUCACACACCUGGCAAUGCCCAAUAUGCAGCUUUUAUUUCUAUACCAAUGUGUGAAUCUGCCUGUAAAGAUGCUCUGCACAUGCCUCCAAAACAGAAAAUACCUAAGCAUUACAAUUAUCUUGAAACUUAAAUAAUAAGCAUACCAUACUCUGAAUAAAAGACAGAUUAAAAAAAAAAAAAGUUCCCUGGAAUAUAUUCUUUCCAUGCAGAUUUCCCCAGUUGAAUGAAAUGUACCCAAGCAUUAGUUUCCCCUCAAAAAUAAAGUUUUUUAGGUGAGCAUUAGAACAUAACACCAGCACAAG
Camarhynchus parvulus is the source of this 5166-nucleotide messenger RNA. It is a transcript of the gene TMEM26, whose product is annotated as transmembrane protein 26. The coding region runs from base 201 to 1298 and encodes 365 amino acids. The transcript is spliced from 6 exons. The record is from RefSeq and is a predicted model, not a curated record. NCBI's taxonomy places the organism in Eukaryota, Metazoa, Chordata, Aves, Passeriformes, Thraupidae.